Patella vulgata (common limpet) is the source of this 906-nucleotide messenger RNA. Its product is annotated as transcription initiation factor TFIID subunit 9B. The transcript has 6 exons. Gene Ontology annotation, molecular function: RNA polymerase II general transcription initiation factor activity; protein heterodimerization activity; transcription coactivator activity. Gene Ontology annotation, biological process: DNA-templated transcription initiation; RNA polymerase II preinitiation complex assembly. NCBI's taxonomy places the organism in Eukaryota, Metazoa, Mollusca, Gastropoda, Patellidae. The coding region runs from base 15 to 818 and encodes 267 amino acids. Gene Ontology annotation, cellular component: SAGA complex; transcription factor TFIID complex. The record is from RefSeq and is a predicted model, not a curated record.
UAUCAACAUCCAACAUGGCUGCUCCAGCGAAGAGCACACCCAGAGAUGCUCAAAUUAUGGCUGCAAUUUUGAAAGAUAUGGGUGUUUUAGAAUAUGAACCAAGAAUAAUCAAUCAGAUGCUAGAGUUUACAUACCGGUAUGUAACAGAUAUAUUAGAUGAUGCCAAAAUCUACUCAGCACAUGCAAAUAAAAAGACGAUAGAUGUAGAUGAUGUUAAAAUAGCAGUACAGUGUAGAAUGGACCAUUCCUUUACCUCACCACCCCCAAGAGAUCUACUAAUGGAGAUUGCUAGACAUAAAAAUAAUCAACAAUUACCUUUAAUAAAACCAUAUACAGGACCACGCCUUCCACCAGAUCGUUACUGUCUCUCGGCACCAAAUUAUAAACUCAAGUCUACUAAAAAGCCAAGAAUUCAGUUUGGUUUACCUAUGAAACAAAUUAAUCAGUUUGGUAGUGGACAAAGAAUAAGUCUAGCAAACUUAAAAACUAGCAGUAGUAGUGGAAACCCUACAUUAACCGUUGUAACUAAAGCUGUAAGUCAACCAACUGUUACGAUAAUUAGUAAACCAGCAUCCAGUUUACCGAAACCUACAAUCCGAGUUAAUACAGGUUCUCUGGGAUCAACAAGCUUACCUAAAAUAAUAACUCAAAGUUCUUCUGGUACAAGUAUAUUAACACCGAAACCUACACCGAUACAGACUUCAUUAUUACCUACCACUAUUACACCUACUAUUAGUUUAUCAUCAGCUAUUAAUACACCUACUGUUAUAACUAAUCCUUUAAAACGGAAAUUAGAAGAUGAUGAUUACGAUAAAUAAACAACUGCAAAUAGAAAUUAAGUAAAACCAUUCUUGUCCAUACUCAUUUUUUGUAAAUAUUUGAAAUAAACUUAUGACAUAUUAGAAA